This is a messenger RNA of Peronospora matthiolae, 504 nucleotides long. The record is from the annotation of a GenBank genome assembly. Lineage: Eukaryota; Oomycota; Peronosporomycetes; Peronosporales; Peronosporaceae.
AUGCGACUCGCAUCAUCUAUCCUCCUGAUUUCCACAGCGGUUGUGACGUGCAGCGUAAUUUCUGCGAUUGCACUUCGUUCUGAGGCUGAGAACGGCGGCGAGAAGCCUGUCAAGCGGUUUCCGAAAACGAGCGACACCACGGACAACGAAGAUAGGAUGAUUAGCAUGCCUAACCUUGCGGCAACACGGGCGGGUGAAUUCUUGGCACCGAAAGGGGAGGUGAUGCUUGGUUACACCGGACCCGAUUAUCGUCCAGCUCUUGUCAAAUCUCUCAAGCAGUUCGAAGACGGAGCGGAUGUUCGAGUUUCCGAGAUUCUCGCGUACCAACAUCCCAAGAUCUCCGGCGCAGAUGUUCAAGCUUCCGAGAUUCAUGCCAACCAAGACCCCAAGAUCUCCGGCAGACCCGUGAUGGAAGAAGGUGGUGCGGCGCGGAACGGAGCCAGUAUUGAGCCUACCGGACAAGAACUAGAUACUCGGAAGAAGCUGGAGGUCAGAAGAAAUUGA